AUGACUAAGAUACGUCUCCCUAUUUCUGAAUUUGAUGAAGAAUUUAAUCAAAAUAGUUACAAAAAUUUUAUCAGAUUAUUUAUUAUGAAUUCAUUAAAUGAGCUUAAACUACAGUUAAGUUCGUAUCACAAAUCCAAAGAGAUAGAAUGUAGGAAGAAGUUAAUAGAUUUUUUUAAACAAAAAAUUUCUGAUUUUGAAUUGCUGUAUUUGAUGGACAUAGGAAUUCAAUAUUUAUCGGUGUUUAAAAACAUCGAUAGUUUUAAUUAUUAUGAGGAUAUUGCUAAUAGACUAGCUUUUGUAUUUGAAAACUUAAAGUUAACUGUUUCACCUUCUUGGAACGUAAAGGCCAGCCUUGAAAAUUUAUAUACCAGCAAAAUAUUAUCAGAAUAUCCUGAUAAUUCUGCUAAAGACAUUUACUUAGAAAGAUUAAUUAAAAUAUAUUUAGAAAAAGAAAAUUUGGAUUUUUUUGAUAGCAUUAAAGUUGAAAAAAAUCUUGUCAUUUUAAAUGACAAGCAUAAGAUAGCAUUGUGUGGAGAACUUGUUAAUCCGAAAUUUGUACUUAUAGAUUCAAAUAUACACAUAAAAGAUUUUACUUUUGGUAAGUUUACUACUUAUCUUAAAUUAGAGAAUAAAUAUUUCGAUUUGUUUGAGUUACAUAAAAAGUUUAAAAGCUUAAAAUCUAAAAUUGAUUUAGUUUUUGAUGGAGGCUAUUUGAAUUUUAAAGUCAUAAUUGACAAUUUACAGUUUGAAGCGAAUGAAAAUAUCGGCACUUUUAAUUUAGAUCAGUUUAUUCUAGCUUUAAACUCAAAAUAUAAAGAUUUACACUUUUCUCUUGAUGAUGGAUGGUAUUCAUUGUAUAAUUGUACGAUUGAAGAAAAACAAAAUGUUAACAGAGACUUUACGUUACAAAAUGAACAAGACAUCAGUUUUUUUAUAAAAAAUAAUUACUAUGAUAAAGCGAUAUUGUUUUUUCCUUCUCCGAUGGUUUAUAUAACAUUUUUAGAAUUUAUUAUGAGUGAAAAUAAUUUUUUUAAAAUUAUUGAAUGUGCAUUUAAAGAUAAAAAAUUUUUUAGGAACAAAAAAGAAAUUAUGUUCGAUAAUAUUACCUUUAAAUUUAUAAGUAUAAAAAAUAAUAUUGUUAAAUUUGAUUCAUAUGCAGGAGAUUUACAAUUCUUUAUACAAGAUCAUUUCUUAACAUUUGAAAAAAAAUCUAACAACCUAUCGUUUUCUGAAUUUGAUGUUUUGAUAAAAAAUCGAAGUCUUUUGUUACUUUACGAUUUGCAAAAGUACGUCAAUCAACAUGAUAAUUCAGGUAACAAAAGUAAUGAAUGCAUACUGAAAUUAAAAAACAAUUAUUUGCAAAUUGAAUUUGAUACAUUUUUGAUAAAUAUUCAUAAUAAUUAUAUAAAAGUUUUAGAUUAUAAAAUUACAGAUCCAAAUCUAUAUCUUAAAUUUCUUUUUAAUAUUUACAAAUAUAAAGAAAAAACCCUUAGAGAUUUGAUAUCUGUUCAAAUACAUAAUGUCAUCUUUACGUAUAAUAUAAAUGAAAAUAAAAUACUAUCAAAUAUUAAAAAUCAAGAAAUUUAUAAUUAUAGAGUUACUAAGUUACUUUUGCAAAACUUGUUGCUAUUUUAUACACACGGGAUAUUCCCGGACUUUGUUGCUCAGGAUUAUGCUAUUUUUUAUUUAGAUUUACAGUAUAAAAUAUACUUUUCAAACGAAACCUUUGAAAGUCCACAAGUUUGGUUUAAAAGUUUAAAAAAAACUGUUAAUGGUAAUAGUAAUGUUUUAGAUUUGUCUCUAGAAAAUUUUUACCAAAUAUAUAAAAAAUGUAAUUAA
Messenger RNA from Vairimorpha ceranae, 1839 nucleotides. RefSeq names its product golgi protein. Bases 1 to 1839 code for a protein of 612 amino acids. Lineage: Eukaryota; Fungi; Microsporidia; Nosematidae. The record is from RefSeq and is a predicted model, not a curated record. The transcript has a single exon.